AUGACAAUAACUGGACAAUUAUUAAUACCGCGUCGGUCAAAGCCUCACGCUCACGCGCUUCAUUGCAAUUCCCUAUUAAGCUCUGCCAUCAGGUUAAGCAAUUUUAAAUUGCCUGUCCAGAUGGCACACUUUUAUCAUGUCACUACUCAGAAACCUACAGCAGUUAUACAAACGUGCACAGGCCACUUUACUGGACCGGAUGACCUAAAUUUGAUUAUCUGUAAAAAUACUCUGAUAGAAGUUUUUGAAGUAACUUCUGAGGGCUUGAAGCUAAUAAGGGAUGUUCCCAUUAAUGCAAGAGUCGUUGCUGCUCAUAUGUUUAGGAGAAAGGAUAAAUUAAUCGAUUCCCUUUUCCUUUUGACGCACAAAGCUGGUGUCGCCAUAAUUGAAUGUGUAAAACACAAUAAUAUGAUAGAUUUUAUUACAGUUGCUGCCGGAAGUAUUGAGGAUCGCGGAUCAAGGAUUAUUGACAGUGGUUUUGGCGUAUUAGUCGAUCCCGACGCCAAUUUUAUCGUUAUUAGAUUCUAUCAUGGUCUCUUAAAAGUGAUUUCUUUGCAUUGCAUUCGAGAUAGAAUCGGUACUUCAGAGGUUUUGGAUGCCAACCAAUGGACUGUAAACACAUACAGUGUGCGAAUGCAUGAGGGAAACAUAGUCGAUAUGGCUUUUUUAUAUGACUACGCUCAGCCUACGUUUGCAAUGAUUUAUGAAGAUGAACUUGUCCUCCAUAUGCGUACCUACGAAAUAUGCGGGCGUGAACCAGCACUCAAAAAUGUUCAACCUACGCUUGACUCUAUCGAACCUGAUUCGAAACUUUUAAUUCCUGUCCCAAGGCCUUAUGGAGGAGUGAUUAUUGUUGGCGAUAAUAUAAUAUGCUAUCAUACCAAAGAUGGACCUCAUAUUUCCCAAUAUAUUCCUCAAGCAAAGGCUAGCCAAGUUUUGUGCUAUACUCGAGUCGAUGCGCAGCGCUACCUCCUAGGUGACAUGGCUGGACGGCUUUAUAUGUUACAUCUACUUUCAGAGGAUGCAGCAACUAAUCCCAAUAUUAUGGCCCAAUCUACUAUUUCUACUGCUUCAUCUACUUCUUCUUCCACAAUAGCUGCUGGAGGGUCACCGCACCGCAUUGGCUCGAUUAGGAUAGAAUUGCUCGGUUUGCAUCUUAUCUUUAUGCUCAAAUCCCCGCGUAGUCACCAUUAA
Protopolystoma xenopodis is the source of this 1194-nucleotide messenger RNA. Lineage: Eukaryota; Metazoa; Platyhelminthes; Monogenea; Polystomatidea; Polystomatidae. The record is from the annotation of a GenBank genome assembly.